Messenger RNA from Geosmithia morbida, 1266 nucleotides. Its product is annotated as microfibrillar-associated protein 1. Bases 1 to 1266 code for a protein of 421 amino acids. The record is from RefSeq and is a predicted model, not a curated record. The transcript has a single exon. Gene Ontology annotation, molecular function: RNA binding. Gene Ontology annotation, cellular component: U2-type spliceosomal complex. Lineage: Eukaryota; Fungi; Ascomycota; Sordariomycetes; Hypocreales; Bionectriaceae. Gene Ontology annotation, biological process: mRNA splicing, via spliceosome.
AUGCCACCCAAGCGCAUGACAGCCAACCCGGUGAGGCCGGCGCGCCACCGUCCAGGCAAGCCAGCAGGAGGCGACCCCUCUUCCUCCAGCUCCGACUCAGAGGGGGAAGAUGCAGCUAGCCACGAUGGUGCGGCCGUGGCGCCUCCCCCUCCCAAGGCCACCAGCGCCGGCAAGCUGUUCACCGACCUAAGCAAGAUGGACCUAGACGCUCGACGGAAGGAGGCCCGAGCAGCCGAGGACCUCCGAUUAGCAGCGCAAAAGCUAGAGCGUCAAGCCGCAGAAGAAGGAUUUGUCACCGAAGAAGAAGAAGAGUCAGGGGAGGAAGAGUCUGAAGGAUCCGAAGAAGGCGAGAGCUCAAGCUCAGAAGAAGAGUCAGAAGAAGAGGAAGAACGGCCGAGACGACUGAUGAUGCGACCGAAAUUCAUACCCAAGAGCCAACGCAACAAGGACCCGGAAGCCGAAGCGCGCCAGGCGGAAGAAGAGGCGGCGGCGGCGCGGAAGAAGGCCGAGACGGACGCCCUGGUAGAGGAGCAGAUCAAGAAGGACCUGGCCGCACGGGCGGCGGGCAAGAAGCACUGGGACGACGAGUCAGACCCGGACUCGGACGUCGACACGACAGACGGGGUAGACCCAGAGGCUGAGGAGGCGGCGUGGCGCGUGCGCGAGCUGCGGCGCGUGCGGCGCGCGCGCGACGAGAUCGAGCAGCGCGAGCGCGAGCUUGCCGAGGUGGAGAGGCGGCGCAACCUCACGGACGAGGAGAGGCGGGCCGAGGACGAGGCGCACCUGGCGCGCCAGCGCGACGAGAAGGACUCCAAGGGCAAGAUGUCGUACAUGCAGCGCUACUUCCACAAGGGCGCCUUCUUCCAGGAGGAGGCCGAGGCCGCUGGCCUGCUGCAGAGGGACAUCAUGGGCACGCGCAUCGCCGACGAUGUGCGCAACCGUGACGCCCUGCCAGAAUACCUCCAGCGCAGGGACAUGACCAAGCUCGGCAGGAAGGGUGGCACGCGCUACAAGGACAUGCGCUCCGAGGACACCGGUAGCUGGGGCCAGUUCAACAACCAGCCCAGAGGAGGGGGCCGCCGCCCGGCUGUGGCGGACGAUGACAGGUUCCGGCCUGACGACGACAGGUUCAGGCCCGAUGCCGGUAGCGCGAGGGGCGCCAAUGCCGCUCCACUCGGCGACGUGAAGAGGAGGUUCCGCGGCGAGGACGGCGAACGGACCAGGUCGCCUGACGAUGCUAAGCGGCGGAGGGUCGAUGGGGACUGA